Messenger RNA from Frieseomelitta varia, 1038 nucleotides. RefSeq lists its product as uncharacterized. Gene Ontology annotation, biological process: regulation of B cell proliferation. NCBI's taxonomy places the organism in Eukaryota, Metazoa, Arthropoda, Insecta, Hymenoptera, Apidae. Gene Ontology annotation, cellular component: endoplasmic reticulum chaperone complex; extracellular region. The record is from RefSeq and is a predicted model, not a curated record. The coding region runs from base 55 to 795 and encodes 246 amino acids. The transcript has 5 exons.
AGCUCUUUGGAAUCUAUAUUCAACGAACAGAAAACGAAAAUUUAGAAGUGAACAAUGGGAAUGAAAGUAUUUAUCGUAAUACUACUUCUACUGAUUUUAAUGUCGGAUGGAACGGGUUUUGGUAGAAAAAGAUCCGCUAAAUGCCGCAGGGACAAUAAACAGAUUUUAAGUAAAAGCGGCCAGAAUUCAACAUCCGAUUAUUAUUAUUACUGUGACCCAACGGAAUUUGGAAUAGUACAAAAGAUCCCGUAUUUGCGCUGUUGUUCGCCAUGUGACACAAUAGAAAUCGAUUUCUCUUCCGCUUGUAUUAGAUGCGGAAUGUGUCUUGCCAUUGCUGAAAAGAUAAACCAAACGUUGCUAGAUGUUCACGAAGUGUUGCCUAAUGCAUAUUUAAACGAUAUGGAAAUUGAACUUCUUCUGAGAACUAUCUGUGAUCAUUCUUUUCAAUUCUACGGCCUUCGUGAACUAAACGGAAAAAGAUAUAUUUCUGACAAAGUACCUGGUUCUAUUAUAGUGUCCACAUCCGCUGAUGGACUUUGGGGAAAAAGAUUGAGCGAUCUUUGUCAUUAUUAUCUGGAUGAAAUCGGAGAAGUUUCAUUAUACCAGCAAUGGCAACAAUGGUGUAACGACAGUGAUAAAUUUCCCGAUUUGUCCAACAUCAUUUGUCGAAGCGUACAUAGUAUAUUGCGAGAUUGUAGAAGCAUGGAGAACGUAGAGAAGUACGAAUCUCCGUUUAAAAUCUACAACGCCAAAGUAAAAAUCACAGCAGCUUAUAAAUAUGGAAAACGUGGUUGAAGAUAAUAUUUUUAGUGAAGAAAAUAAUAUUUGAUAUUAUUUUAUUUUUGAAUUAUAAUACUGCAUGUACAUAAUAUGUAUGCAUAUAAUGUGCUUCACACACAUUGAUCGAUCUUGAUUAAUUUAGGCUAUUAGUUACAAGUUUUGUUAGAUAUGACAAAAUAACAAGUUUAAGUUAGUUACAAAUUUGUGCUGGUUAUUGUAAGGAAUGAAAUGGAAAUAUACAAAAGAACAAUUGGCAGC